Sycon ciliatum is the source of this 5284-nucleotide messenger RNA. RefSeq lists its product as uncharacterized. Gene Ontology annotation, cellular component: cytosol. The transcript has 11 exons. The record is from RefSeq and is a predicted model, not a curated record. Gene Ontology annotation, molecular function: K63-linked deubiquitinase activity; cysteine-type deubiquitinase activity. The coding region runs from base 277 to 3609 and encodes 1110 amino acids. Gene Ontology annotation, biological process: protein K63-linked deubiquitination. Lineage: Eukaryota; Metazoa; Porifera; Calcarea; Leucosolenida; Sycettidae.
ACGCAUGACAUAGGGACGAAAAGUUCCUGCACCGACAUUAUUUCGGAAAGGAAGUUUUGUUUGUUCCCUCACGCUCGAAAACAGACUGACCGUAAUGCGUGCACUAAGAAGAUUCGCAAAAAGACCAGAAAGGUGAGGGUUGCCUGUGUAUCUGCCAUGGCGGCGCUCUCGUGCUCCGGUGAGCAAUCAUGAUCGUUUCAUUCUAGAAGUGAAAAUUCUGCAUCGCCGCACGCGAACACCAGGCCAGUUCCAACGCAGUCUCACUACCAGGAAACAAUGGUGUUCCUAAUAUUGAUUCAAGAUGUACACAGGGAUGAGCUGAAGCGGUUCCAUGGCGGGGAAGAGUCCUCGUUACAACGGCGAAGCUUGAAGGCUGGCGAAAUCGGCUUGCAAAUGAGCAGUUCUGGAAGUACCGUAACCAUUGCAAUGCUUGAUUUCACUCCAGCGGGUGCAGAAGUUUCGGUAGCGAAGUACACAACUAAAGAGCUGUCGGAGAAGGUUGCCAAUUUACUGCGGGCAAGCAGUGAUCCGAAACUCCGCCUUGAGCUAUUCCUCUCCCGCACUCGCCUGGAAGGAGCUCAAGAUAUUGGUGACGGCAAGGCUGUGCGCUACAGAAGGUAUAAGUACACUGGUACGUUCGAUAUUCCCGGUAUGGUGAUCAGCGCAGGGCCUGCCCAGGGCAAGCAUGGAACCUGGUUCACAGUGGAGAUUCUGGGACAGAAGAAUGAUAGCUUUGACACAGAGGCAAAGGAACUCGCUCUUAGAAUGCGAAAGGCACCGACACCGAUUCUGGCCUCUGCGUUCGACCUCGCCAUUCACCCGUUUCUGCAGCCUGUCGUCGAUAGGCUUCUGGCUCACCGCGACACCGCUGCAAAUGCUCGGGGCAAUGCGGCAGAACAACCGGCUUAUCGAGGUGUCAUUACCAGAGGCAUGUCCGCUUUGGGAUUUGGCAGAGCCAGUGAUAGUGGCAACAGCUCCGAACGCCAAGUUGUCAUUAACAAACGGCUGUGCGUGCUGACAACAGACGGAGACAUUGUUGCAGGCGUAAUACGCUGGAAAGGAAACGUUGCUGGCUACGGAGAGUGUGUGGGAUUGGAAAUGGAUAAGCCAGUAUCGACAUUUGAAGUUGAAGAUCCUCUCACUGUGCGGAACUGCCUGUUAGAUUGUCCAGCUGAUCGUCGACUCUUCAGACCAGUCAGCACCCUACUGCCGUUUGAGGAAUUGCAAGCGGCCAAACGCCGCUCGGCGGCCCAUGGGCGUGAGAACGACGAUGGCGUUGUCUGUGGACAACCAGAAAGAUCUGUGCCAUCACAUCCUACAGCUAGUGCGGAUGAUCACGUUAUGGCUAUGGAGGCCAGUGCAUUUGGAAUGACUGCCGCGGAGAUUCGCUCCGAGCAAGAAGAGUUCUUUGCUCGGUUCAAGCAACCUCAUCAUGACGAGCCAAUGGCGGUGGAGGAGAAUCAUUUUGAACCGAUGCCAGUUGUAGGUGAGAGCCAACUUGCUAGGGACAAUGAAACCAGCAGGGAGGAACAAGAGCAACUGCUGGCUAAAGUGAGAGCAACACACAGGCAUUCCACAGGACAAGAACAGGUGGAUGCACAGGCUGCUGUUAACCCUGCUACUGUGGCUGCUUCCUAUGCUGCUUCUGUGACUAGUGCCACCAGUGCCACCGGUGCUAAUAGGCGGAAUCCUGUUGUUGAUCAGCAAGAGCGAAGACUAGCUGGCAUGGCAGCGCCGCGUCCAAUGGCUGACAGAUUCACUGCUACCAAUCCGCAUGAUCGCCCGGCUGGCACCGGUGAGGUUUCAAGGGAGGAAAUCGUCCAAUAUCAGGAAGAUGAUGAUUGGGUGAAACUGAAUAGAGAUGAAAUAGCGUCUCGCCAGAACCCACAUGAACGUGCACAGCAAGGAUGGGAGUCGGCCACAGAUCUAGCAAAUGCUGUCCGAGCAGAGCGGCCAACUCAGGGAGUUGGUGGUCAACCUGCCACAAGUCCAACUGACAGUGAAGCGUGGGAGGUCAUUCCUGAAGCAGUGGUGACUACGGCUCCAACAAUGAAUUACAGACAGGCCAUUCCGCCGGGCAGCAUUGUGGAUGCAGAAGAUCCGCUAGAUGAAGUAUCAAGUCGAGGUGCCACUGCUGCUGGACCAGCAGCCCUGCCGUCCAGACAUGCAGCCGCCGGGGCCGCCAAACUGACUAUCAAUGAUAUGGUUACCGUUAUGGCCAGACCCGGAAUGCGUUGCACCGGUACGUUGAGAUACAUUGGCCGGCCGCGGGAAGACAUGAAAGAGGACAUCGCUGGUAUAGAGCUGGAUGAAGAGUAUGAGCAGCAUGGGAUGAGUAGUGGGGCUUUCGUCGGCCAAGAGCUGUUUAGAUGUGACCAAGGGAGGAAACGAGCGUUGUUUGUCCGUGCGUCAGCUUGCCAGCUGGCCGCCACCUCCGCUGUGUUGCCGGCGGAUGAAGGGCAACAGGGUGACUACGUCAACAGUGAGGAUGUCAUAUUGGUGCGUGACCAACUAGUGGCGAAGCAGGCAGAGGUAUGCUGGGUGGAGUUGAUCGACAAGCUCGGCCUUGCUUUCAGUACUAUGCAACGUGACGGCGUGCUAGACACGGCAAAGGAUGACCAAGGGCGGCUUCUUGCCGUGCUUUUCCACUACGCUAACUCAGAGCCAAAGCCACGCUUAGACCACUUUAAGCUGGCCCUGUCGUCUAUCGACCAGCGCGAUAUUGUCCUGUUGAUGAGAGACGCUGCACCCUGUGCCAGGAGGGAUGCUCCUGUCCGUACCACGUCAUCCCCGCCUGCAUCCUCCCGUUCCGGUGGCAUCGACUCGACUAUGGAUACACAUUACUCGCAAUCGGACAGCCUAUUCUAUUCCAAUCGGGCUGCCACCCAUUCCAGUGCAGCUGCUAUUGACAACAGCGCCAGGAGAAAGGCGAUGGAGUUGGAACGGCUGCAGCGGCAGCGCCAGCCCGACUCCAAGCCAGUGCGAGGGUCCGUUCCACCGCGGAACGUCCUACCGGAGAGUUUCUUUGGCUGGAAUCGUGGCAUACAAGGCCAGCACAACUCCUGCUACAUGGAUGCAUCGCUGUUUGCCAUGUUCUACCAGAGCAUGGUGUUUGACAAUCAGCUGGUGCGACCUAUUCCUGAGAACGUAGCCGAGGGCAUGCACGAUCUCUACGAGCACGUUCAGAUAGAGCUGCGCGAGUCCAUCGUCAACCCAUUGAGGGAGAACGGAUUUGUGUCGGAUAUACACGUUCUGAAGCUGAGGCAUUUGCUGAGGGAGCUCAUCGCCGGAAUACAGUUUGCUGAGAAAGAUCCUGAGGAGUAUCUGGUGUUUCUAUGGGAGAAGGUCUUACAGGUGGAACCCUUCCUCUCCAUAUCGGCAAGUGGUCAUGCAAGUACCAGCUACACAUACCAGAUGUUUGUCAACAGGAACGACAACUGGCCGCUGCCCACCAUCCAGCAGCUGAUGGAGGAGUCGUUCUGUGAAGGACAGCUGCGCCUCACACGUAUGCCUAAAGUACUCAUUCUGCAGCUGCCCCGGUCUGGCCGCGAGUUCAAGGUUUACAACCACAUUGCACCGUCGUUUCAGCUGAACUCUCCAACGUCCUGAACGGAGGUCAUAUUGUGUGUUCGCGGUGUGCCUCUGUUGAGGUGAAGACACGCUGCCACGACUGCAGCAAAACAGACGUCUUCUACUACCUGUGUCACAGGUGUAGCUACUCACGGAGCAGCCACUGUCGCGACCACCGUCGCGAGGAAGUGUCUCAGGCGCAGGCCGCCAGUCCUCUCCUUGCUGCACGCCUGGAGACCAUGGAGCUGUUUGCCGUCGUCUGCAUCAAGCGCAGCCACUACGUGACGUUUGUGAAGUGCGGCGAGGAUAACAAUGCCGGCAAAGCGCCGUGGUGUUUCUUUGAUAGCAUGGCGGACAGAGAAGAGGUGCCUGGUGAUGACGGGUAUAAUCUACCGCACGUGACCUCCCUGCCAAACCUGAUGGACGAGGCCACAAAGGCGACGCUGCAACGUCCGUUCAACGUCCAGCUGCUGUCCGAGCAGAUGCAGCGACUGUUCUGCGAUCCGUACAUCUGCUUCUACCAGUGCAGGGACAUGUUCAUGGCCGGGGACUGCAAGGCACUGCCCUGAUCGGCACGACCGGUCACAGUGACCGGUGAUGGAACCACUGUGCACCCACCCAUAGCUGUGAUGGGUAGCACUGUGUGUCAGGGCCAAUGUGGGGCAUCUGCUUCUACCAGUGCAGGGACAUGUUCAUGGCGGCGUUUGCAAGGCGCUGCCCUGAUCGCGGCACUACCGGCCACAGUGUCAGCCGGUGCUGUGGAGUCCCUGCGCACUCUGUUGUAGGUGUGAUGGGUAGCACUGUGUGUCGAGACCAUUGUGGUAACAGAGUGUGUCACACUCAUGCACAGCAUGCAUCUGAAAGCACCUUUUGCUGAGAUUUAGUAUGGUAGCCGGUGUGUGACACGAGUUCAUUGUUGUUGCACAGAACGUAUUAGCAGCACCCACACACAUACACUGCAGCAAACACAUUGCCAGCACACAUUGUUGUUGUACAUAACAGACUGGCAGCACACUGACAGAUGUCCUGCACUAGGUAAGCCCAUGCAUCUACUAUUUCACCACGCACAACUUUUGAGCUUCACUGUCAGCAAACCUGUGCAGGCCAAAGAUGCCUGGAGAGAUUCAUAUCGAACGGCCCAAUUUCCUUUGGUGCCAUGUUCCCGUUUAUUUUCCGAAUGCCACCCCGGGGCUAAUUCAAAUCCAAGAAGAGAUCCAAAGUGGUAGUAGGAGAUGUGAGAAGUGUUUUUUCCUCUAUUGGAUUUCUGCCGAUCUUUGCUUGAUUCUUGACUCGCAGAUAUUGCUCUAUUAUCUUUAUAGGCUGUGACUUGAUUGGGUUCCGUUGUGCUUUAUCUAUGCACGGUGUUCAGAUUGCUGCUAGCAGUUAUUGACUUCACUUUUUGAAUAAUAUGAGCUUCCGCUCUUAGGAGCCGUCCGUAAAUACCGAUAUGUUUUCAAAGCAAAGUAUCUCUGUGUACGUCUGCCCCCCCCCCCCCCCCCUCCUGCGCUAAGGAACACACAUGAAUGCUGGCCAUCGUGUCGAAACUUUCCUUAGAAGAACAUUGGCAUCUUCACAAUUCGCAAUUCAAUCCCCCUGCCCCCCCCCCCCCCCCCCCCCACCAGUGCACACUUCUAUAGUGAAAUCAAUCGCCAUUUACCUUCCAAGCAAUCACUUUAUAAGUAUUCCUAUUUCUGUGCAAGCUUUUUGUAUUAUG